AAAAGAAGUUAAACUCCAGUAAUUUUAUCAGCACUUCUAAGAAUGCUCUGAUGAUUGCUAUUGGGGGUAAUGAUUCAAUCCUGGAUAAUUCUCCAGUUUGUGGAGGUCAAUACAAUACAACAGAUGGUGGAAUGGGAUAUGAUUAUUACAUGAACAUGAGUUACUGUGAGGGAAACAUAACUGAACAAUGUGUAAACAGUGCAGGUUCAGAACAGAAUCAAACCCUCAUGGAUGAUUGCUUGUCCCUUCUCACUAAUUUGUCGAUUGAUUAUCAGGCCUGCUUGAACAAAACGAGCUCUUCAGAUCAAUGCACAUGUUUUAGCCAAAUAGAAGAUUACCCACGACGGUUCUCCAACUGCAGUAAAUUAAGUAAGUUAAACUAAAAAUUAUUUAUAUAUAUAUAUUUGUAAACAUCUUUAAUUAAAUGGA
Eurytemora carolleeae is the source of this 429-nucleotide messenger RNA. RefSeq lists its product as uncharacterized. Lineage: Eukaryota; Metazoa; Arthropoda; Copepoda; Calanoida; Temoridae. The transcript is spliced from 3 exons. The record is from RefSeq and is a predicted model, not a curated record. The annotation marks the transcript as partial.